AUGAAAAUUAUAAUUCUUCUUGGACUCCUGGGAGCCACACUGUCAGCCCCACUUGUCCCACAGAAUCUUUUGUCCACAAGCAACAGCAAUGAGUUACUUCUGAAUCUUCCUAAAGCCCAGCUUGUGCCACUGCAGCUUCAGGGCCCAUUUGAUUCAUGGAUUCCUCCCUUCUCGGGGGCACUACAGCAGCAGCAACAGGCCCACAUUCCAGACCCCUCCCAGUUCUACUUACCAUCUCGGGACUGGUUUGCUGGACUGUUCCCAAACCAGAUACCUUUCCCCGGACAGCUCAGUUUUGCCCAGGGGGCCCAGGCAGGCCGGCUGGACCCUUCCCAGGCUCCGACACCAGGGCAGCCACAGCAAGGCCCUCACCAGGUGAUGCCCUACAUAUUCUCCUUCAAAGUGCCUCAAGAACAAGCACAGCUGUCUCCGUAUUAUCCGGUAUACAUGUUCCUGCCCUGGGAGCAGCCCCCGCAAGUGGCCGCACAGCCCCCUCCACAGCCGGGGCCACAGCAACAGCAGGAACAGGCUAUCCCAGGAGGACAGCAGCUAGCCUUUGACCCCCUCCUAGGCACAGCCCCUGAAAUGGCUGUGAUGCCAGUAGAAGGAGUGAUACCAUAUUUGCAAAAAGAAGUCAUGAACUUCAGGCAGGACAAUGUGGGAGUUUUCAUGCCUCCGACUUCACCAAAACCCAGCACCACUAAGCUUUCCAUUUCCUCUGUAAACCCAACUAUUACCCCAGGGUUCCUGGAAGAGAAGGUAGGGUGAUCAAAAAUUCAUUUUAUGUUCAAUGUAUGGAAUACAUUGAAAUUGUUGUCUAGGGGGAAAUGUAGAGAUAAAAUUAAUGCUUAAUUUUUAGGACUUAAGUCAUGGACAUGAUAAAACAACUACUAAUAUGGUACAAUAUAUGGUCUUAAUCCUGAAAAGAGGCCAACAGUUGUCUUUGAUAAUCGAGCAGAAUGCAAUUUAAUUUUAAUUUAAUCAUGACUUCUUGUGAAUGUCCUUUUCUCAUUAGGCCAAGACUGACAAACUGGAAGAACCAUAGGAUGCCCUGGUCGCUGUGCUCUGGUAGGUCCCCACCAGAAGUCUCGAGUCAGGU
Molecule: messenger RNA, 1099 nt
Organism: Nycticebus coucang (slow loris)
Lineage: Eukaryota; Metazoa; Chordata; Mammalia; Primates; Lorisidae
Gene: ODAM
Product: odontogenic, ameloblast associated
Exons: 8
Coding region: 1-768 (255 amino acids)
Source: RefSeq, a predicted model, not a curated record